Verticillium alfalfae VaMs.102 is the source of this 1038-nucleotide messenger RNA. RefSeq names its product metallophosphoesterase domain-containing protein. Bases 1 to 1038 code for a protein of 345 amino acids. The transcript has a single exon. Gene Ontology annotation, molecular function: hydrolase activity. NCBI's taxonomy places the organism in Eukaryota, Fungi, Ascomycota, Sordariomycetes, Glomerellales, Plectosphaerellaceae. The record is from RefSeq and is a predicted model, not a curated record.
AUGGCCGCAUCAAAUAUCAAGACGAGGAUCCUCGUCAUCUCCGAUACUCACGGCAAGAAACCUCUUGAGGCUGGCUCCGAUGAGACUACGAACCCGCCAACACAGGCCUACCGUUACCCUCUACCCAAGGCAGACAUCGCCAUCCACUGUGGCGACCUUACGUUGGGCUCGAAUGUUGAGGAGUUCGAGGCCACCUUCUCCAUGAUCCGGGCGCUUGAUGCACCUCUCAAGCUUGUUAUAGCUGGCAACCAUGAUCUCGCUCUCGAUCGCGCUUUUUGGGAGGAUCACGCCCUUCAUGGCUUCCAAGCUAAGUACCUCACAGGGAAAAAGAGGGAACUUUACAUGAAACGCCCGGAUCAGGUUGCCGCCAUCAUUGAGGCUGCAAAACAAGACGGCGUGCGCUACCUCGAGGAAGGCCCGCACGAGGUGGAGCUACAGAAUGGCGCGAGGCUGCGCGUGUAUGCCUCCCCCAUGACGCCCGAGUUCGGUGGAUGGGCGUUUCAGUACCCCUAUGGUCAGCACGACUAUGACAUGCCGAUUGGGGGUAUUGACAUCGCCAUCACGCAUGGGCCCCCGAAGAGAGUAAUGGACGAGUGCAGAAGCGGAGACGAAGCCGGCUGCCCGCAGCUUUUCGGUGCUGUUGCAAAAGCCAGGCCCAAGAUCCACUGCUUCGGCCACAUCCAUGAGGCCUGGGGCGCCGAACUUGUGACUUGGAGAAGCCCUUUGGACAUGCCGAUGAAUGUUCACUUCAAUAAUGCCGUGGACUGGGGACAAUCGAGAGUUUUACACAACUUGAACCGACUCGUUCCAGGCGAGUGGGAUAGCAAAGAGGAGGCAGAGACGAAGAUGGAAAGGAGAAGGAAGAUGUACGAGGAGAAGUGCGCACCUCUUGACAUAUCUUCAAGCGGGCCCUCGCCUCUACGGUUUGGCGAGCAGACAUUGUUCUUGAAUGCCGCGAUCAUGGACAUUCACUACCAUCCGACAAACGUGCCGUGGUUGGUCGAUGUGGAUCUGCCGGUUUCUGGAGCAAGCGAGUAG